Molecule: messenger RNA, 1679 nt
Organism: Cuscuta campestris
Lineage: Eukaryota; Viridiplantae; Streptophyta; Magnoliopsida; Solanales; Convolvulaceae
Source: the annotation of a GenBank genome assembly
GGUAUUUCGUCUAGUCGUUUGAGAUGGCAGAAGACGGGAAGUUCCGAAUUGAGAAGUUCGAUGGUACAGAUUUCAGUUGGUGGAAAAUGCAAAUUGAAGAUUUGCUGGUUCAGAAAGAUUUGGACGUGGUAUUGGGUGACAAGCCAGAAAAGAUGUCGGAUGCAGAUUGGGCAGGUUUGGAUCGGAAAGCUAUGUCCGUGAUCCGUCUCUCGUUGACCAAGAAUGUUGCGUUCAACAUUCUGAAGGAGAAGACAGCGAAGGGAAUUAUGGACGCGCUGUCUAACAUGUACGAGAAGCCAUCUGCAGCGAACAAAGUUUUUCUGAUAAGAGAGCUGGUGAACACAAGGAUGAAAAAUGGCACUUCAGUUACCGAGCAUAUCAACAAGUUGAAUUCGAUCUUAGCCAGACUUUUGUCAGUGGGCAUUAAGUUCGAUGAUGAAGUUCAAGCUUUACUACUGUUAUCAUCAUUGCCUGACACUUGGUCCGGAACUGUUACAGCAGUUACCAGUUCAGCGGGACCUGACGGAUUCACUUUUGAGAAGAUUCGUGACCUCGUUCUUGGCGAAGAUGUCAGAAGAAGGAGUUCUGGUGAGUCUUCGGAAGAAUCACUAAAUAUCGUCAGAGGUAGAGGAAAUAACAGAGGUAGUGGGAGCAAGAAUAGACAAAGGAGUCGAUCGAAGACUCGGGAUAGCUCAGGCGUAACAUGCUGGAAGUGCAAGGAGGUGGGGCAUUUCAGGAAUCAGUGCCCGAAAGAGGUUAAGCAAGUGAACAUUGCUAGAGGCUCCGCGAGUGACGAGGAUUUGUUUAUCUGUUGUGCGGAGAGCAGUGUAGAUUCCUGGGUCAUGGAUUCUGGUGCUUCAUUUCAUGCUACCCACAGCGGUGAAGCAUUGCAGAAUCUAGUUGUUGGGGACUUUGGAAAGGUACGACUAGCAGACGACGGAGCUCUUGAUGUGACGGGCAUGGGUGACAUAGUGUUGAAGACCCCUGUCGGUUUCUGGACUUUAAAGGAUGUCAGAGUGGUUCCAGCCUUGAAGAAAAGUUUGAUUUCUGUUAGGCAAUUGGACGAACAGGGACACGAGGUGAAGUUCGGAAAUGGGCAGUGGAAGGUUGUGAAGGGAAAUCUUGUCAUGGCCCGUGGAAGGAAGAGAGGUUCGUUGUAUAUGGUCGAGUUACCAUCUGAGGGAGUGACCGUCCCAAUUCAGAAGAAAAACGAAGUCCGGUUCACAGAGUCUCGUGGGCAGAAGAAGGUUUUCUAUGCAAGAAAGAAACCCAGAGCCACAGGUCAGACUCAGGAUGAACGAGCGAGGAAAGGUUCAAUGAGGCCAGUCAGAGGUAUCUGUGGCAGUGGGAGCACAGGUUUUACUUCAGCCAAGGNGGAAGCUAGGUGGAAGCUAACAGGAAAUUGGCAGGAAGCUACCUAGAAGCUUACGGCUUAAUCAUUGUCUCCCUAACUAAUCUCUAUUUAAGAGAUGCUAAUGUGCUUGUAAUGGUGUGCAACAAAAAUAAUAAAAUCCUCCUAGUUGCCCCGUGUGGACGUAGGUUGCAGUUGGCGGCCGAACCACGUUAAAUCUUGUGUCAUUUAUUUUUCUGCAGUUGAUUCGUGAUUGUGUGUUGUUUCCGCGUGCGUUUAUUCCCAACAUUCUGAAAUAAAAGUGUUUGAAGAAAUUUGAAAUGACGGU